Molecule: messenger RNA, 1338 nt
Organism: Sphenostylis stenocarpa
Lineage: Eukaryota; Viridiplantae; Streptophyta; Magnoliopsida; Fabales; Fabaceae
Source: the annotation of a GenBank genome assembly
AUGGCCGAGAAAGCAAUUCACGUAGUGAUGGUUCCAUGGUCUGCCUUUGGCCACUUGAUACCGUUUUUCAAACUUUCCAUAGCCUUAGCCAAAGCUGGUGUUCGUGUCUCCUACGUAUCAACUCCCAGAAACAUUGAAAGACUUCCCAAAGUUCCUCCAGCUUUAACUGAUUUGGUUGAUUUUGUGUCACUUCCUUUGCUAAAAUUGGACGAAGAUCUCUUGCCAGAAAAUGCUGAAGCCACCGUGGAUAUUCCGCCUGAAAAAAAUCAAUACUUAAUGUUGGCAUAUGACCAUCUCCAACAUGGUGUGAAGCAAUUUGUGGCCGAUCAGUUACCCGAUUGGAUCAUUUGUGACUUUAGUACUCACUGGAUUGUAGACAUUUCGCAAGAGUUUCAAGUACAGUAUAUCUUCUUUAGUGUUUUCCCUUCUCUUGCACUAACAUCAUUCGGAGCAGGAAGUAAGCGGAAAACUCCUAUAUCUCCGGAAAGCAUAAGAAAAAAACCAUCAGAUUGGGAGAAUUAUCCAUCGUCAGCUUCUGAGGUGCGUGACUUUGAAAGGAUCACGACGUUAAUUUCUGCUUCUCAAGCAAUAAUAUGUCGUGGCUGCUACGAGAUUGAUGGAGAAUAUCUGCGUGCAUACCAAAAACAAUCUGAGAAGCCUGUGAUUCCCAUAGGUAUGUUGCCUGUAGAGAGAGGAAUUGUUGAUGGAUGUAAGGAUAAGAUAUUUGAGUGGCUUGAUAAGCAAGCAUCCAAAUCAGUUUUAUUUGUAGGUUUUGGCAGUGAGGCCAGACUUAGAAAGGACCAAGUUUUGGAGAUAGCUUAUGGACUUCAGGAGUCCGAAUUACCAUUUUUAUGGGCACUGAGAAAACCAAGUUGGGCAAGCGAUGAUGAAGAUUUUCUACCUGCUGAUUUUAUUGAGAGGACAAGUAAUAGAGGAGUUGUUUGUAAGACAUGGGUCCCACAACAAAAAAUAUUGGCUCAUCCAUCUAUUGGAGCGUCUUCGUUUCACAGUGGUUGGAGUUCUGUCAUUGAAGCCUUGCAGUUUGGUCAUGUCCAAAUUUUAUUACCCUUACAGGUGGAUCAACCUAUUAAUGCAAGGUUUAUGGUGGAAAAGGGUCUAGCCAUAGAAGUGAAUAAAAAUGAAGAUGGGUCAUUCACUGGAAAAGACAUCGCCAGAUCUCUUAGACAAGCUAUGGUAUCAGAGGAAGGAAAGAAAAUAAGAAGUAAUGUAGAAGAAGCUGCUGCAAUUGUAGGAAACAUGGAACUCCACCAAGGUCAUUACAUAGCUGAAUUUGUUCAGUUUCUGAAGAGUGGAAUCUGGAAACAAAAAUCAAGUUGA